This is a messenger RNA of Phialemonium atrogriseum, 1201 nucleotides long. RefSeq lists its product as uncharacterized. The coding region runs from base 266 to 985 and encodes 239 amino acids. The transcript has 4 exons. The record is from RefSeq and is a predicted model, not a curated record. Lineage: Eukaryota; Fungi; Ascomycota; Sordariomycetes; Cephalothecales; Cephalothecaceae.
GGACAAUGCAAUGAGUCGUCGAGACCCACCGUAGUAGACUCUCACGCAAUGAUGCAAUGAUUCAGCGCCGAUUGUAUGCAGUGAGUGGCUCUAUGACGGAACCUCGUGAGAGGGGUCGUACUCUGGUAAAUCAAGGACUGUUGGAAAAGGGUAUCGAGGGUACCGCCGUUUUCUAUCUCUCGGCAUUCUGUCUCUCGGCACCCGAGUAAUCACCUGUUUUCUUCACGACAGCACAGAGAAACGCUGAUCAGAGCUUGUGUUUAACAUGGAGGCAAAAGCAAUCGAAUUCAUCAACGAGGUGGCAUCAAGACCUGGCAACGAACAUGUCGACUCGAUAUGGUAUUCCGUCGCGGCGUGCGCGUUCGCAGGCUGCAACGAGGGCCCCAUGGUUCCUCACGUCUACCGGGCAGCGAUCGCUCGACACCCAGACGACGCGGAAGCGCGGAGAACAAUUUUGCGGAGGAUGAAAGAAUCGCUCAUCAACGGUGCUUUCAUCUACGGAGACCCUCGACUGCUCAAUGCCUUUUAUCCGCUCGCCGAAGCCAUCCCGGACCAAGAGUCCGUGGAUCGAGUAGUGGUAAGGAAGGACAUCGAGAACCCAUACGACAUGACAGGUCGUGGGGAGGAAUACAUGAGACGCGUCUUUGGUGCGUCCGACAUGGAUCGAUUCCUCAAGACCAUGGAUGAUUAUUGGCCUGAUCUUCGCAAGUUGGUCGUGAACUAUUGCUACGGCAUGUACCAGUCCGAGCGAUCUGUGCUCACUGAUCUCGACACAUCGCGACUGUCUCUGGCGUCAUUGGUGACCAUGGACGUGCCGAAGCAACUCGGCUGGCACAUGCGCGGGUUCAUCAAUCUGGGAGGCACGCGCGCGGAAUUAGUCAAGACGCUGGACAUUGCGAAAACCAUUGUGGACAUCACGGGUGUUAAGCUGAAAAAUGAGUUGCCGGAUAUUGACGAGACUAUCACUGCGGCUAAGCUGGUGUGAGAAAGGGACACGGAGGGGGGAGGCGCAUGACGACACCAGACAGAGGCAUAUAUGCACUGGAAUUAAUCGGUGAUAUAAAAACUCAUUGGUGACAUCGCAAUACUUUCAGUGAAUCCCCCCCCUCCCCCGCACCCCCCCCUUUUUUUUUUCUUUUUCGUUGAGCGUACUGUAAUUACAUGCCGAAAGAGAGAGAGAGAAAGAAAAGGAAUGAAUCCG